Messenger RNA from Impatiens glandulifera, 704 nucleotides. Its product is annotated as U11/U12 small nuclear ribonucleoprotein 25 kDa protein-like. The transcript has 4 exons. The coding region runs from base 80 to 604 and encodes 174 amino acids. The record is from RefSeq and is a predicted model, not a curated record. Gene Ontology annotation, biological process: mRNA splicing, via spliceosome. Gene Ontology annotation, cellular component: U12-type spliceosomal complex. NCBI's taxonomy places the organism in Eukaryota, Viridiplantae, Streptophyta, Magnoliopsida, Ericales, Balsaminaceae.
UUUUCUUGGUUUGAAGCAUCUUCAUCUAUUCAUAUUCAUCAAUCACCACCACUAAACAUUUAACACUAGCUCGAGUCCGAUGGAUCCGUCGUCGGUUACUACUGAAGAGGCGACGGCGUACAAUAGCGAGACUGUGAAGAAGAAGGCAAAGCUUUAUUCUACACUCUCUGCACUUCUCGAUGAUCCCAUUCUCUCUGAUGUAUCGAAGAAACCGACGUUAUCUGAUGUCGAUACCCUAAUCAAUUUGGAGCUCGGCAGCGCCAUGCGAAUCUCUGUCCUUAAAAAGGACAGCACCUCCUUCGAUGUUGCAGUUAAUAAUUCGGCGAAUGUCAAGGAUCUGAAAUUGGCUAUUAAGAAGAAAGUUAAUGAGAGGGAGCAAUCCAACAUGGGACAUCGUCAAAUUUCCUGGAAACAUGUAUGGAAGAAUUUCUGUCUUUCUUGUCAAAACGUUAAGAUGCUUGACGACAGCUCCUCCUUGCAAGAUCACGGCCUUCGCAACAACGCUCAGGUGCAUUUUAUCCCCUACGUCGCGUCAAAGGAAUUCCAACGACAUUCUAAAAGGAGAAAGCAUCGCUUCUUUCAUGGCCUAAACCGGAAAACAUGAGGGAAUAUCACUUCUUUUGUCUGGUAUAGUGGUCUAAAGCUUUCAUUUUCCUUCAUAUAUGACAAAAAAGGAUCAAUAUCUUGAUCAUUUGCUUUGUUCA